CACGCCCCGCCCCCGGACGCGCGGAGCGCAGCGAAAGUUGCCGAAGUGGCGCGGCGGGAUGGACGCGCUGCGCUCUGCGGGACGCGCUUUGCUGCGCAGCCCCAGCGUCACCAAACCGCCCUGGGCCGGCGGCCGCCACCAGAAGCUCCCGGAGAACUGGACCGACACCCGAGAGACGCUGCUGGAAGGGGUGCUGUUCAACCUCAAGUACCUGGGCAUGACGUUGGUGGAGCAGCCGAAGGGUGAGGAGCUCUCAGCAGCUGCUGUCAAAAGGAUUGUUGCCACUGCAAAAGCAAGUGGAAAGAAACUGCAGAAAGUUACGCUGAAAGUCUCGCCCAGAGGGAUCGUGCUAAAUGACAGUGGAACUAACGAGCUGAUUGAGAACGUCUCCAUAUACAGGAUAUCCUACUGCACGGCAGACAAGAUCCACGAUAAAGUGUUUGCCUACAUUGCCCAGAACCAGCUCAAUGAGAACCUGGAGUGCCAUGCCUUCCUUUGUACCAAACGGAAAAUGGCCCAGGCAGUCACCCUCACUGUAGCUCAGGCAUUCAAAAUAGCAUUUGAGUUCUGGCAAGCCUCCAAGGAAGAGAAGGAGAAACGAGAAAGAUCCAUCUUGGAAGGAGAAGGGGUGAGCAGCCCAAACUCAGCUGCCUCUGCUUGCCCUGAUGCAUCUGCAGCCACAGGGAACUUGCUGGAUUUAGAAGAUCCUGCCAAAUUGCUCCUUACCAGCAGUGAAAACCCCACACAUUUAGAUAACAGCAUGUUUGGGCCCAGCUCCUCUGUAAAUAACAACGUGGUGUGGGAAAUGGAUGAUGAUCUCGACGAGGCAUUUUCAAGACUGGCUCAGUCAAGAACAAACCCUUACGUUCUCGACACAGGACUGACGGCUCAAGACAUCCAGAGUGCAGAAAUGCUCUCAUCUGUAGAUUGGAAUAAAAUAGAUUCAAGUACAGGCGAGAAAGAUGACCUGUUCAUGUUUUGAAGUCAAAUUCAUCUAACAGCUGACAAUGGAGUAACCACUAAAAGUCUGUGGACUGACUAAAUCGUGCUUUUCCAGGUGCUGUAUACAAGGGAUUCUUCUGAGGGGUCUUCACCAAGUCAGAUGAAGUUACAGCACAGCUUAGACCAAAGUUUUAGAAAUCUAACGUGGAUUGUUUUUUUACCUUGCUUUUAUCUAAACCAUGAGAUGCUCCUAAAGAUAUUUAUUCCUAGCUGUUACAGUUUACAUAUAUUACUGAAAGGUGUGUAGAGCAUCUGCAGUAUCAGGUGGCAAUAUGCCAUCAGUAGUGCCUGUUCCUCCCUGACAAAUACUAUGCAACACCAAAGUUCCUGUGUAUACACAUUUCUAGACAAAGGUCCGCAGAUGGAAAUGCAGUUGAAAGCACAACUGUUAGUAAACCACUGAUUGUUGAACAACACCACACCUGCCCAGGCUGAGGGGAGGAGAGUUGCAGCAGCUGCUAGCAGUGCUGAAAGAGGUAGCAGAGAUCUUGCUUUUGUUAUGAAUGUGAUCCUCUCAGUUGUCAAUCACCCAGACAUGUUCUGGCUUUUUCUUUGCCAGCUUUUUAGGUGAAUUGAUGCUUCUUAUCCAAAGACUGUUUAAGUUUUGCACUUUAAGACUUGAGCUGAAAGUAAUGGUCCAAAAUAGCAAAGUAGGCAGUGCCUGUAACUUCUCUUCAGAAGCCCUUUACCUCCCCACCCCCCAAAAAGAAACCAACAGUGCUGCAGCUGUUUCAAAACUGAUUGCCCACACGUAUUGUUUCUGUUAUGACUUGAAAUACUAAGGCUCAGUUGCACGGUUGGUUUAAAAGCAAAAAACAGCAGGCAGUAAUAAUCUGUUUUCUGAAAGUGCGUUGGAAGUUGCAGGUUGUGUAGCACAAUAGAUCUGUGUUCUUAGCUCUGCUAAGUGGAUUGGGCUGUGCAUGCCUUUUUACAGUUUCAGGAACAUUUGGCAGUUGCCUGCUCAUAGACUCAUAGGGAAUUGGAUUAGGCAAGACCAAUACCUGUAUGUUUAAUGAGCAGAAGGUGCCCCUGUCAGUGCUGCUCCGGUCCUUUUCCCCUGACAGCUGCAUCUCCCAUGAGGCUGGGAAGCUGUCUUCAUCUGCUCCUGGCAUUCAAACAAAGUAAUGGAGGUAUAAAGCUUAUGCCCAUUAAAAGAUUAAGUUUAAUGAUCCUAAAUAGUCGUACUGACAGUUUGCAGUGUUUGUGGCCUUCUGUGAAGUAUAUUUAGCUGUUUUAUAGAUUUGUAACUCAGAACUUUGUUUUGAAACACUAAUUCAUUCCCCAGACAGCUCUUUGUAACUCCUAAGGCUGCUUGCAAACAAACAAACAAAAAUCUUGGUCAGCUCUAAGAAUUUCUUAGGAAACAGCUAAGUGACACUAACUUAGGUUUGAUUAUUUGCCACUUACCAUGAUAAGGUGUUGAUGACUUGUGAAGCCAACUCAUCCCGUCUGUUCAUGAUUUUGCAGGAUAAACAGGGAACACGUUCUGUGUUCAGAGCAGUCCUCAAAUACUGCGCCCCUGACUUGAUGCCAUGUGCAGCAUCAGUCUCUUGUGCUUCAAGUUUGCAGAGGGGCCUGGGCCCAUUGCAGGAGCAGUGCUAAAAGAACAGAAGUGGGGGUAGGAAACACCUUGUGCUGAGUUCUGGGAGCACUCAUCUCCCUAAGAAAGGAAUCGUAUUGCAGGAAUGGACUGUGAGGCUUUCUCUGUACAAUGAUGUUCUUUUCUUUUCUAGAGGUUUGAGGAGCAUAUGCUGAUAUACACAAUGCUAUAUAUGUAUGUAGAUAUUUUUUAAGGAAAAAAAAAAGAAUGUAUGGAGAAAAAUAAAAGUUCUACUUUUUUUUUUUUUUUUUUUUUUUUUUUUUUUUUUUUUGGAGUGUUUGUGCUGGUUUGACUUUUUAACCACAGCUUUUUUAAUGUGUAGAAAACUUUGUAUUCCUGUCUGGUUGGGUUUUCUUUCUCGCUGGGUGCACAGCAGUAAGCAACUGGAAACAAGUGGACAGGAGGAGGUUGUUUGCAGGGCCAUCUGUGCAGAGAAACGAUGUCAGUGGUUCCACAUAAAGCAGCAUGUUUUGCUGCUGGAUGUGGCUGCUCUUCCCCUUUGAAAUGAGCUCUGGGUGAUCCUGUCCACUCAGGGCUCUCAGCCACUCUGCAAGCUGCACAUCUCCCACUCUGUGCUUCUGGGGGUUGUUUCUCUUUCCAGCCAUUGCUGUCAGGAGUUUCAUCCCCAGCAAAAACUCCACUCUCAAGCAGUGUGAAAGGAAAGCAUCCCAAGAUGAAGUUUUGUCGCUGCCUGCAAGCACAGAAAUGCCCUCUCCCUGCAAAUCACAGGGGCAGCUUCUGGCGUGGCUGUUAAUAAUCCUAUUGCUGGUCAUGCCACUCCAGGCCCUUUUUGUUUUUUUUGCAGGAGCCAUUUGACUUGCACCAUUGUCUUUCCAUAUUCCUAACAGCCUCACCAGCCCCCCAACUUGCUUCUUCUCAGGUCUUGCCUCAAACAAAACCCUCUUUCUGUUUAACAGCGUGAAUUUUAAUGUGACAUUUCAGCAGCAGGCCUGUCACUCGGCUGCUGCCUGCAUUGCAUGCUCAUAGUGUGAGCCCCAAUCAGAGCAGUGCACGAAAAGAAGUGUAAAAGCAUUAAACCUCAGAUGUGGCAAAUUUAUCACUUCUGUGUACUGUCACAGCACCAGCAUAAAACUUGACAGUAAAAAAUAAAACAAUUUUGUCGCUGGCGUUUUUUAUUACUUUUAGUAUGCUGCUUUUUUUUGGUUGUUGUUAGUGGAAAUUUAAAUUAUAAUGGUAUGCUUCACUUAAAAAUAUAAAAAAGUAUCCAUAGCAACAGGAACAUCUAAAUUAUUGUAGGCUGAUCACUUCUCUACUUGAGUCACAUCACAUGCCUUUCAAAGACAGUCCCAGAGGUGCAGGGUUUUAAUUGAUUUUCUUUUUUUUGUGGAUUAUUUGUUCAAAUAAACAACUGUAUGCACUGCACUUUCCCCAUCGAUAUUCUCCUUACAGAAAGAUCUAAACCUAAUAAUUGCCAGCAUGCUUCAUUACACAGAGAGUUGGGAAUUCAGGCUUGCUCUUACAAUCCUCGCUUCGUGUGAGCUUUCUUUCAGCUGAGUUGGAGCCUUCUGGUUAAAUCAUGUAAAGCUGGAGAAUUUCCAUCAAGUUCAGCUGAUGUUAAUUCUGCCUGAAAGUGUUCAGGGAAAGUACAAGGGGAGGGGAAGGGCUCCUUAGUUUGCUCUGCUAGCAAUCUGCCUGUUAGAUUGCAACUGGAGUCGACCUCAUCUGUGUUCUCUUCUUGUAGAAUUCUGAUUUGCUGUCCCUGCAAAGUCACUCCACCAGAGCUGAGGUUUGAAAGCCCAUUGGUGUGAAACUGCGCCCAGUCAUUUUCUGGACACUGUCCCUUCAUCUGAGUCUCCUCGAUCACUUCUGACCCGAAGCAGCUCUAGCUUUCCAAAGAUCCCUACGUCUUAUUUGGGAGAAAAGCCCCACCAGUACACACUGAUGGCCUUCCUCUAAGCUCAUGUGUUGUUAUCAUUUAAGUUGUGGUAGUAAACUGUGUUUACAUGCUUAGAAAUCUCAGGCAAAGAAUCAAGACUUAAUAAGUGUUCACGUGCACAACAAGACGAUCUUAACCCACAGCUUUGUACGUGCUGACAUUUCUCGUGUUCAGCAAUUUGCUUUUUAUGUCUUUCAUUUCCCAUUGUUGUGCAGCAUGUUGCUGGGUCAUAAUUUCCUGCAUCUUUCCCCAGGGGAGGCUGCAAAUUCAAGGAUGAUAUAUUUGCAGAGCAGAACAUGCAAAUUACUGUUGAAUUAGGCAAUCUUUCGACACAUGGAAUGUUACUUAUCAUUUAGCCUCUGCAGAACAGCUGAUAUGCCAACGAGUGGAUCACCAAAGGAAACAAGAGAAUGUGUUGGGGUUCUUUUUCUGUUUUGAUUUACCUGUAAGGAAGUGUCAUGUAAGCAUGAAAAGGAGCAGGCUCGCAGGAGACAGCUUUCAGGUUCUGAAGAUGGUUAUCAUCAAGGUGAUGCCAAGCAAAUGCUGUUACAGGAACUUGGUGUAGUGUCUGUCAGUGACUUCCAGAUCAAAUUGGCUUUGUAUGCAAGUUUCAAAAAGAAAGAAAAGGCGAGGUGGGCGGUUAAAGGAGGCAGAAUGAUGCAAAAAAUAUGUCAGACCUGCAGAUCUGGCUCAUAUUUUAAAAUCACAUUCUUUCCUUUACAUCUGCUAUGAAAUCACAGGACUCUUCAAUGGUCUUAAACAGAAAGCUGUAAUUUUGUGAUUGAUGCAUGAGCCAGAAGAUAAUCCACUUCACUCUCACGUAGAUUUAUUACAGCAGGAGUCAGAAACAUUCAUUUCAUGUUGAGGAUACAAAGUCAUACCGAAAUUCUGAGCCCUGACCUUUGCCAGCAGACCGCAAGUUGAGCCAUCAGUUCUCUGGUCUCAGCUCUCAGCUGUGCGGCGUUGGGUGGAGGAUCCAGCAGGAGGUUUUCCCUAAUCUGUAGGUGGAGCUUAUUGACUCACAGUUUCUCUGAGCUCAUAUUCUCAGUGCUCAGAGUAAUUAAAUGAAUCCCAGAGGCUGUGUCCUCAGUUACCUGGGAGCACCUUUGCUGGUAAGGCGGGUGUUAACCAGCAAGCCAUGACUGUUUGUGGCCACAAGCAGCACUGAGGGGGCAAAGCCUUUCCUUUUGAGGGUGCUGUGCAGCCUGCCAGCCUGCUCCUCAGCAGCAUGAGAUGAUCAACAGGUGACAACACAGUCAUUUAAGGGGGAGGUAGAGGAAGGCAGCUCCAAAGCACCGUGCAUUUGAAGUACCCUACUCCAUCUUUGUCAGCUGUUUUAUGUGUGGGUUUUCUUGUACCGUGCACAGUGUGAAGCUGAAGCUGGGUGUUAAGACAUCAGAGAAGGAAUGAUGGAAGCUCAUGGAGCAAUGGUCCCUAGAGGAGUGCUGAUAAAUGGGUCCCUGAUAAAGGCGAGAGGCUAUAAAAGCCUUCUCAUCUGAACCAGUCCUGAAAAUAACAGAGCUGGCAGGUGGCUUUCAGGUUUCCUCCCAUUCUUCUGAACUGCAUUAUGAAGGCGUACAAUGAAGCAAAACCAAAAUAUCCUUUGCAAAGAGCUCCUGUGCUCUUCAAGCAGCCUUUGGAGUGUCUGCUGCACUCAGCAUGGCUCCCAUGCAACCUGUCCAACAGAGCAGCUACAUGUACCCCCUCUCCCUGGUACAGCUAUGGGGCAGGGAAGCAAGAGCACUCAGCACUCCUCAAGCAGCUGCUCCAGACAAAACAGCAUGCAGAGAAAGUGGCCUGCAUGCACUCCUUGCUCAGGCUGAACUGGUCCUGCCUGUAAACCACAGGAGAUGGCGCAAAUUCAAAACCAAAUCAUCAAGGUGCAGUUUUGCCUCUGAGGGGGGGAUGAGUCCAUGGCUCACAGGGCAGCCACCAGAGAUCCAAAAGCACUAGAGCUAUUUCUUAUUUUUAUUUUGACUGGAUGAAGACCUGUGGUAGUCGUGUGGGUGUAAGGAGGUUGGUAAAGCAGUGUGGUUGCAGGCCUUGGGUCAACAGCCUCCUUGCAAUCCUCCUCCUAGAGCCGCUCUGCCUGCCUGCUUCAUAGCACCGUCAGCACUUUGAAUAAGAAGAUGUCAGCAGAACCAAUUAUUGGUUGAACAGUUUAAAACGUGGGCCCCUGCUAGACCCAGAAAUCAAAGCACUUCUUUUUCUCCUGUGGUUUUAGUUAUUCAUGAGGAAGGAACGUGCUCCUGUUUCCCUGAACACAGGAAGAUGCAAACAGCAGAUGAUUUUCUUUCCUCACAGCUCCUCUGCAGCCUACAAACUGUUCUCUUUUAGCUUUUCUAAGUUUAGUCACAUCAGUACUUCCGUGGCUGUGGUUUAGCCUUUCCUGGGAGCUGCUCUUACAGUCAUAGCACAGAAUGGUUGGGCUGGAAGGGACCUGAGAUCCAUCCAACCUGACCUUGAACACCUCCAGGGGUGAGACACCCACGUUUCUCUGAGCAGCAAAGAAUAGCCAAGAAUUUCCUCCUAACAUCCAACCUCAGCUUUCCUUCUUUUAGUUUAGAACCUUUCCCCUUCAUCCUAUUGCUCUUCCCCCUUCACCUCCCAGCACUGCUCCUCAGCAGCCUCAGAGGGCUUUGGGUUUGGAUGGGAGCCCUUUUUUCACUCACUGUUCAUCCCGUGACAGAUGUGCACUUUUUAUAAGCAUGUGUGAGCAGAAACAUUUCAGCCUGCUGCCCUCAGUGAUAGCUAACAAGGUGACCAUCAGACUUUGCUGAAUUGCUGUUUGUGCAGCGUGCUGAGGGUGAGCAUAGAGCACAGUGAGGAUUUAAGGAUUUGGGGCUCAGGUGUGUUCCACGGUAGGAGUUGAUCUGGGGCUUAUGGAAACGAAAAAAAGCAAUUGCGUCUAUAGAAAGGUGGCUGUCAGCCCAUAGACAAGGCUCCUUGAAGGGCUGCCUCGACCAGGACAGGCUGUAAUGGUCGUGCAGCCCCUCAGGCAUCGCGCCCGCUUCCCCACACGUGUUCCCCCAGCCUAAGGUACCUCAGAGCCUCCCGCCACUCGCAGCCGACACACGGCCAGCAAGAGGCUCGCUGGGACAACCGCACACCGCCACCUCUUCGAGCCCAGCAACUGUGGUAAACAAGUGGGCGGGCCUCCCGGCUUUCCUGACGUUCAGAAGAACCAAUGUGCGAGGCUGAGUUCCACCCGUUAACCAAUAG
This is a messenger RNA of Lagopus muta (rock ptarmigan), 7721 nucleotides long. RefSeq names its product low density lipoprotein receptor adaptor protein 1 (gene LDLRAP1). The record is from RefSeq and is a predicted model, not a curated record. Bases 59 to 982 code for a protein of 307 amino acids. Lineage: Eukaryota; Metazoa; Chordata; Aves; Galliformes; Phasianidae. Gene Ontology annotation, cellular component: early endosome. The transcript is spliced from 11 exons.